UUUUUGAACUCCCAUCUUCUUGACCUGCCUGAACUGAAUAUAUAUAUAUACAAAAAAAGCUCAAACAAACCGUUACUUUACACUAAAUUUUGGGGCUUUUCUUUAAAUAUAAUUUAAAUUUAUCUUUGCCAAUUCAUUCAUCCCAAAUUUGGAGUCUAAUAAAUAGAAACAAAAUGAGUACUAUUUGUUUGUAGAAAUUCCCCUUUUUUCGAUUAAACUUCAUAACCACUUCAAAAACACUCCCCCACUAAUUACAACAAUUUCCCCUCAAGAAAUAUCCAAACCUCUUCCCCUUAAUUGACUGACUGAUAUAUCCCACGAAAAAUCUUGGGAAAUUCCACACACCCAUGUGAAAGGAUUUUUGUUCUGUUCAUCAAGGGAUAUCUCAUUUCUUCAAAUUUCUCAAAAUGGGUCUCAAAGAUCUUCGUCUCAAACUCAAGGGUCUUAGAUUGGGAAGGUUUCUGGCGAGGAAUACAAGGAAGAAACGACGGGGGACGGCGGCACCGGCGGCGGUGAGUAAGGCGUCGUGGAUGGCGCCGGUGAACCAUGGGUAUCAUGUGGUGGUGGAUCAAUCGUAUUCGAAUGUUUGGGGAAAAGAAUCGGACUAUGACUCUGUUGUUGUGCAGAGAGAACAGAUGGAAGGGAUUGAGUUGUGGUUUUUUGGGGUUUUUAAUCCUCAAAUUGGUGAUCAAGUCAUCAAGUUCAUGCAAACCCAUUUCUUUGAUAAGAACUUUCAUGAGUCACAAGUAAAAGGGAAAGGAAGAGAGGCAAUGAAAAAAGCACAUUUGAAUGCAAGAACAAAGGUGAGAGAAGCAAAGGAAGGAAAAGAUCAGGCAUGGAAAAUGGGAUCAUCUUCAGCAUUGGUCAUUGAUGGAGAUAAAUUGGUGAUUGCUACAAUGGGUGACUAUAGAACCAUUGUAUGUGAAGAUGGUCUUGCUCAUCAAAUAAGUUGUGAUCAAGAUCCAACCUCUCAACGUUGGUCUCGUAGAUUAAUGCUCGGAAUGAAGCCUCGGAAAAGCUCUGAACUUGUGCUUGCAACGAAAAGAGUGAACUCGGAAACUGAAUUUGUGAUAUUGGGAAGCCAUGGCAUAUGGGAGGUGAUGAAGAAUCAAGAGGCAGUGAAUUUGAUAAGACACAUGGAAGACCCACAGGAAGCAGCGGAGUGUUUGGCGAAGGAAGCAUUCACUAGAAUGAGUAAAAGUAGUAUUUCGUGUUUGGUUAUUCGUUUUGACUAAACUUUUUUAUAUUUCCAAAUCCUCCUUUUCUUAUUUAUUUUCUCUUUCACAAUUUGGGUUAUAAAUGCUUUGGUGUACAUAAUGAGCCAGCCAUAUAUAGUUUUUACUCUAAAUACAUUCCAUUCCCUUCAUAAACUCUCUCCUCCAAAAACCAUAAACAUACAAAUUUUGGACACCUUAUUUCUUAUAUUUUCUUUAUAAUAUAUAUACACUUUUAUUCUGAGGCUGUCCAGACAUAUACUUUAGACUGCCCAGAUAUCUAUCUAUUCUACCCUCACGACUCCACAAAGCCACAGGAGUCUAUCUUUUGUUAAUGUCAAAUCAACUAGUAUAUUUAUAAAGGCAAAUAUGAAAUCUAUAACUAUUUAUGAA
Cucumis sativus (cucumber) is the source of this 1607-nucleotide messenger RNA. RefSeq names its product putative protein phosphatase 2C-like protein 44. The transcript is spliced from 5 exons. The coding region runs from base 408 to 1235 and encodes 275 amino acids. Gene Ontology annotation, molecular function: protein serine/threonine phosphatase activity. The record is from RefSeq and is a predicted model, not a curated record. Gene Ontology annotation, cellular component: cytosol; nucleus. Gene Ontology annotation, biological process: protein dephosphorylation. NCBI's taxonomy places the organism in Eukaryota, Viridiplantae, Streptophyta, Magnoliopsida, Cucurbitales, Cucurbitaceae.